AAAGUGGAGCCGGGUUACUAUAGUGGACCGGCAUAUGGUACGAAUGGGAGGAGGAAGGGGCGCAACAUCUCAAUUUAUAAAACCUUCCCUAAACCCUAAUUUUCUCGGGAAACAAGCAUCCCCCAUUCCAUUUUCUCGAGAAAAUGGUCCUUCAAGUGUCUCUCGUAAUCAGCCACAUUCACGGAGGUCUAACCCUAUGCGGAAUUUGGAUGUUUUGCUGCUGAGCUUGAUCAGUAAUCCCGUAUCGAAUUGGUCUGUUUGCUCAAAUUGCCGGAAAUAGAAGAUGGGAACCAAUUAUCUGUUAUUUUUUGUGUGAGAUACUGUUGUGAUCUGUUUUUUGAGGAAUUCUUGAAAGAUUUUGAGAAAAUGUCUUCCUCUAGAAAGCCAUGUAAAACUAGUCAACCUUCAAUCAAGUACAGAGUGAACCCAGCUGAGGGAGCUUUCUUUGAGAUUGGUGAGCUUGUUCCUGAAGAAUAUGCCCCUUCCCUGCCUGAUAAUAAUAGGAAAACCCGAAUAAAAUCUGAUGCCAAGCAACCUCAAAAACUGAGCACUGCCGAGUUUAUCUCGUCGUUAAACCAUAUAUGGAACUCAGCAAGCUGUCUUGCUAUUCGUCAACAACAGACAAAUCUUGAAAGAGCCUGUUGUGUGUCUCAGAAAGAGGAUAUCCUGGUCAACCUGCAGUUGGGAGAAAAUGGCCCCAGAUCUGUUUCAGCUGAUAGUAAAUUAUUUUGCAUUGAUUCGACAACAGCUAGGCAAUUGCCAUCUGUCAUGAAGCCCAACUUUGGUUUUGUCAAAAUAACCAAGAAGAUGUCCAAGAUUGAUUUUUCUAUUGAAAAUAUUAAUCAUUCAUUUUACCAGGGGCUUUUAUGCUGUGGCUCUGAUUUCUCUAAUGAGAGUUGGAAAGGGAAUGGGCUUUCAGCUGUUGGAUUCUCAUCUGAAGUUGGAAAUGUCUAUAAAUGGAUGAGAAAGAUGAUUCCUCCUGCUGGACUUCAUCAUUUUGCCAGUGUCCCAGAUCCAGAGAUUGUGAAUAAGAAAAUUGAUGAAUAUUGCAUUGCUACAAGUAGUGGUGUAGGAAACUGCAUUUCAUCAUAUAGAACUAGUCCGAUAGAUAAUUUGCCCAUUGAAAAUGCCGAACCUUAUUCUCAUCAUAUAAAAUCUAAAGAUCUAUCCUCAUCUCAUGAUGCAAGGUUGAUUUUUAAUACAAGAGCAACCUCCUCCCUACGCUCGGAUUAUUUCCUCACUGAUGUUCGAGAAACCAAGGCAGGUUGUAGUGUUCUGAGGACUUCGGAUUCCAAUCUUUGUGCAGAUUAUCGUAUCAACUCUUUAGUUUCCCAUUACAGUACAUACAAAGAGUGGCAACUUCUUAACAACGGAAAUGAAUACCUUGACAAUCAACUAAAACAACUGGAACCAUUUUCCAGAGAUGACAGUAGAGCAGAAAGUCACUCAGGAGCAAGUGAAAAACAUCAAUAUGCUCUAGCUAAACAUGAGCAUGCUUUUGCUGGGGCUUUUGCUGGAAUAUUUGUUAGCCUUUGCCUACAUCCAAUUGAUACAGUUAAGACAGUCAUUCAAUCUUGCAAUGCAGAGCAGAAGUCGAUCUUUUGUAUUGGACGAUCGAUAAUUGCUGAAAGAGGUUUAAUUGGACUAUAUCGUGGCAUUGCUAGCAAUAUUGCAACUUCAGCUCCAAUAUCUGCCCUUUAUACUUUCUCAUAUGAAUCAGUCAAAGGGGCUUUACUUCCUCUCCUCCCUAAGGAGUAUCAUUCUUUGUCUCAUUGCAUGGCUGGUGGUUGUGCAAGCGUUGCUACUUCUUUUAUUUUUACACCUAGUGAGCGUAUAAAGCAGCAAAUGCAAGUUGGGGUACACUAUCAAAACUGCUGGAAGGUUUUAGUUGAGAUUAUCAAAAAGGGGGGUCUGCCUUCACUCUACACCGGGUGGGGCGCUGUACUCUGCAGGAAUAUUCCUCACUCAAUUAUCAAGUUCUACACAUAUGAAAGCUUGAAGCAAGUCAUGUUGAUGUCAUUGCAAUCCCCUGCUCAACCGAACACAUUACAGACACUAGUUUGUGGAGCCGUGGCUGGUUCAUCCGCAGCUUUCUUCACAACUCCCUUUGAUGUGGUUAAGACAAGAUUACAGACACAGAUACCUGGGUCUUUGAGCCGAUACAAUAAUGUGUACAAUGGCCUCCAAGAUAUAUGGAUGCAUGAAGGGUUGAAAGGUGUAUAUAGGGGAUUGGUUCCUCGGAUAGUUAUGUAUACGACACAAGGAGCACUCUUCUUUGCAUCAUAUGAGUUCUUCAAGCAGUUAUUAUGUUCAGAGGCACCACGAUCAACCACUCAAAAACAGGAAAAAGAAAAUGAAGACGAUUCUUCGUUAUAAUUACCGUCACCAACAUUGACAUCGACUACAAGACACCAUCAUCACCACCAUCAAGGUUGCACGGUUGACAUUCAUAGUGGUUAGAAAAGCACUUACAUGGACGCAUUGUUGGCAAGCUGAUAAUGGCAUGUAGCAUUAAAGCAUUUACAUAACUAGUUUUUGGUUGCUGAGACCUUUCCGAAGGAAAAUCUUCAUCCAAAUAAUGGCGGAAAACUAAUUGAUUCAAGGCAGAGCCUGACAUGUAAAUUUACUGUGUUCCAUCUUGCCUUCUAUGUAAAGUUUCUUUUGUGGUAAACUGAUAAUGGAAUCAGGGACGACUGGUGCAAGCAGACCGCUCAUUAUUACUUACAUGGACACUGGUAUGUGCCCAACACAAGUGCAUUCGAUUU
Molecule: messenger RNA, 2765 nt
Organism: Hibiscus syriacus
Lineage: Eukaryota; Viridiplantae; Streptophyta; Magnoliopsida; Malvales; Malvaceae
Product: mitochondrial aspartate-glutamate transporter AGC1-like
Exons: 10
Coding region: 367-2376 (669 amino acids)
Cellular component (GO): mitochondrial inner membrane
Molecular function (GO): S-adenosyl-L-methionine transmembrane transporter activity
Source: RefSeq, a predicted model, not a curated record